AUGGCGGCGCCCUUCGAAGUGUGCCAUGUCGCCAGCUGCGCCAACCGAGCCGGUCCCGGAGUGGUUUCCUGGGGGAGAGGCGGCCUGGUGGCUUUCGGCUCGUGCCGCUCGGUCGUCCUCUACGACCCGCAGGUGAGGCGGCGGGCUUUCCCCUCGCUCUUGCUCGGCUAGGGUGGUGGUUCUCGAACGCGGGAGGCCCGGCUGCAGUUGGACUACAACUCCCAUCAUGCUUAGCUUUUAGGGCCGGCGGUCAGGGAUGGCGGGAGUUGUAGUCCGACAGCAGCUGAGGCAGCCCAAGUUUGAAACCCUGGAGGCGCAAAAAAUUAAAAUUAAAAUAAAGCCUAUAUAAUAAAGCUACUGAGAAAAUCCAUAAAAAGUAGCUGUGCCAAACGGAAUUGUUGUGGAAAUAAAUACUGAGGGUGGGGCGGGGGGCAAAUUUUGCCCUGCCUCAGGGCCCUGAGCCGAAAACGGGUGCUAAAUAAUAAUGAUGAUGAUGAUAAAUUUAUAUUUAUUCAACCCGCCGAGAAGUUCCAUAAAAAGCAACUGUACCAAAAUGAAUUAUUCUGAAAAUAAGAACUAUUUAAGGUGUGGGGACUCCAAAUUUUGUCCUCCCUGAGGGUUCCAUAUUACCAAAAUACUCGCCUCACCUGGAUUCAGAUUCAGGUGUAAGUCAUCAACCCCACCCUGUAAUAGAAAGGUGUAACUAUUUAACAAAUAAUGGGUUUCCACUGGUGAAUAUGGCCUAUGGUUUCUGUGCUUUGCUAGUGUCAGCCAGUUGGGGAGUAUUCUGACUACAGUUAGUGAAUGGUUAAAUUUUUCUAACAAACUUCUGAAAUAUUUUGCCCUUUUAGUGCUGUUACUGAAAGAAUGUUGCAAUAGUCUCUUUGAGAGCAUCUCUGGAUAAAUAACUUUUCCUUAUCAGAAUACUGUUCAAAUCCACCACAAGCGUUCAUGACUUAAGACAGUUUUGGUUGUGUAUUUUUUUUUCAGAGAAGAAAAGUAGUUGGCACACUGAAUGGACACACUGGAAGAGUUAAUUGUGUUCAGUGGAUUCGCAGAAAAGAUGGAUGUAAGUAUAACUGGAGUAAGAAGCCUAUUUCUACUGAGUGUUUUUUUAAAAAAAUAUAUGCCAUGGAUAUGCACCUGGAUCGGUACAGAGUACUGAUAAUAUAUUUUUACCUCAAAACUUACAAUCCAUUUUAGAUGUAUAGUAUAGGGUUGUUGGAGUUGGAAACAGGUUUGAAAUGCAAUCAGUAGAUACUAUAAUUCUAGAGUGGAGAGUAUUGCACUUAAACUGAGAGACCUCACAAUGACAAACUGAGGCUUAAUGCUGUGUAAAUCAGUCUUUAGAGACCUUUGGAUUUGUGUAUUCCUACUUGCCCUUGCAUGCCACAGUUCUCUUACUCCCUUUCCAAUUUGAGGCAACCAGUAGUUGGGUCAUUUUGUCUGAAUUGACAAACUAUGGUAUGUGCUUUCCAUGAAAACCAUGUUCAGAAACCACAGUGGUUAAAACCAUAGUUGGCAGGUUUGGGCUUAAGAAAGGAAGGCAGAGAAUUGCUGUGUGCUAGAGAGAUAAGUGGGGAGCAUGGAAGCUCAAGGGUCUUUCUUCAAAUAGCACCAAACCAUGGUUUGGCAUUGCGCCCGAACCAGCCCGGUGUGAACAGCAACGGAGACUUUGUGCACCUAACCUGUGCUUUCCAAGACACAGAAGAGUUGGUUGUUAGAAAGUUGCUGAGGUGCAUAAUAAAAGGGAGAGGAUGUCCAUUUAAUAGUGCUCAGGGGCUAUGGUCAGGCUACAUGGGAAGUCCCCCAGGACUUCUGGGCCAGCAGUUGCCUCUUUUCCACACACACCAUACAUAUAUAAUGCAACUUUUACUUGGCUAUCAAAUGUUUUAUAUUGUUGUUAUUGUAAUUAAUAUGUUUGGGGAUGUAGUUAAUUUAUUUGUGAAAUAAUACAUAGCAAUGGGAAGCAUGAAGGGGAUAAAAGGAAAAGCUGUUGUGCCCUACUGGCUUGGUUACACAAGUCAGGGUGCAAAGAGCAUCAGCAUGCUUGGCCCACCAGGUGGGAUAUUUGACUCUUCCAGCUGCUCCUUUGAACAAUGGACUCCUGUGCCUUAUGAACCACAGUUUUUGAAACUCCAUUUCAAAUGUGACUUGUUUUAUGUCAUGGAGGAUGUCUGAGAAGUGCAAGUCUGAUACUUUAUUAGAUACAAAGAAAUAGUUACGGUACAUAUUUCUUUGAAUCCAGACCAUAGAACUGCAUUUUCUGCACUGUUAGGUAGCCAGAAGAAUUAUCUGGGUUAUGACUGUUGCUGUUGCAGUGCCCUCUGGUGGGCAUAUUCUACAUUUGAAAUUUAUUCCUCCCUGUACUUCUUCAAGAUACAGUAUACAGUACAGGGCAAGGAGUUCAGCUGUCUGCUAGCAUGGCCAGUGGUGUUUUAUGUUAUGUUAUGUUAUUUUUAAUAUCUUAAGACCAUGUAGUCCUAGGUGACCAAACAAAGUGAGCACUUUUGGUUUUUUUUGGGGGGGGGAUUGUCUUGAGCAUAGAGAUAUCCCAAGAGAAUUUGAAACAUGUUCAGAACACAAUUCUGUAUUUCAAGUUAAAACAUCAGCUUAACCUGUGCACCCAGUUUUCAAGUUGAGGAGGAAAGGCACAAAGUAUAAUGUAUAAUGGUGCCUAAAGUGAGGCUUCUCUUACAUUUUACAGUUCUAGUUCCAUUGUGCAUAUUGCCAUUUGCAAAACAAAAAUGCAGCUUAAAAGAGUGCUAAAGAGUAGAGCUAAACACUCCUGAAAUGAAAGAGGUUAUUUAAAGAUUAUAGUCUUAAAAACAUGAGGAUCACUGUGAAAAUGAAAAGUUAUGUACAGUGGUACCUCGGGUUACAGAUGCUUCAGGUUACAGACUCCGCUAACCCGGAAGUAGUAGCUCGGGUUAAGAACUUUGCUUCAGGAUGAGAACAGAAAUUGCGUGGUGGCGGCAGCGGGAGGCCCUAUUUGCUAAAGUGGUACCUCAGGUUAAUAACAGUUUCAGGUUAAGAACGGACCUCCAGAACAAAUUAAGUUCUUAACCCGAGGUACCACUGUAUAAUGUGAAUGUAGGAAAUUGAGAAUUUACGAUUACAUGAGACCUGGCACUUGAUGAUAACCACAAAUUCAGGUGAAUUCCUGGUAAAUAAAGGAGAGUCUGUAGAGUUGCAAGUGUUCUACUUGCUCCUCUGUUGGAAAGAUGGGACCUAGGGAAAAAUUGAAACUAUUAUUACAGACACCAGAGUGUGUGUGUAUAUGUGUGCUUUUUUAAAAAGUAAUUAUUUGCAGAUUUUGACCUUUGGGAAGAAUUGCCACUGAAACAAACCACAGGUCAUACUGAAUCAGAAUUAUACAACUUUUCCCUUGUUCAACCUUUCUCUCCCUCUCCCCUCCUCCCCCUUCACAGCUUAUGAAACCGAAUUAAUUUCUGGAGGGUCUGACAAACUACUUAUUCUUUGGGAAACACAAAAUGAGAAGGUAUGUAGAGUGAUUGUGAUAUAUGAGAAUAAAACAAUUGUAAGCAUGAUUUCCCCCCUUAAGAAAUGAAAACUAGAACGACUUCUGAAUUUUUCCAUUCUUUCCACUCUAACUAUUGUACUAAGCAAUUCUAUACUGCAACAAAUUCAUUGCUAGUAAUCUGGAUUCAAAAUUUAAGAGCAUCACAAUGAAAGCAAAAGAGAGCUGUUCAAGGAUCUGCCAUUGUACGUGUUGUGUAGUACUUGGUGUAAAGGGGGGAAAUCUAUACUAAGACCUCAAUACUAUAUUCACUUCCUAAGCAGUAAGUGCCACUGAGGACAGUGGGACUUGCUUCCAAAGAAACUUGCUUUGGAUUGCACUGUAAACAAAACAGAAUUCUGUGGCUUGUUUGCAUUAUGCAUAAUUGAACAAAUGUGCUUGUAUUAUGUUACAUUUUCCAUGCAUGCUGUCUUUUGGAAGACUGGAAGGUAUAUCAAUUCUGGAAGCCCAUCCCACUGAAAAUCGUAUUUAGUUAUCUCUCUGGAUUCUUAGGUUUUGUCAUCCAUUGUCUACAGUACACACUUAAAUUAAGGCCUGCGAACAUGUGUUUACUAAAAUGAUACCAGAGAUUCUGAGGAAGCUGAAUUUUGCAGUCAAUGGCACAUUUUGUGCUUAACAAGGAAACUCAGAAAUACACUGCCCUAGCAGAGAAGAAAUUGUGGUUAUUUAGGUGUGAUACAUGCCUAGUACUCGGCCUUAAUGCCACAGCUCUGUUUAACUCAGGGGCCUGGUUCACAUGCCAAUUAAACCAUAGUUUAAAAUAAAUUAUGGCUUGACAUAAAGGAGCCACACAUGCUGCUUAAAAAGUUUCUGCAGUGCUUGUCCUCUGCUUCUGCCACACUACAGGCAAAACAAGCUGGAGUCUGGCUUUCCCUCUUGCCCAAACAAAGGCUUUAAGGCUGAUAGGGCUACUAGGGAGGAUUACGGAGGAGGAUUUGCUGGGCUCACUCAUCUCUGUGCUCCUGACUGACUGCGGAAAAACACCAGUGAGCAUCUUUGAGCAAAAGGGCUUCAGCAGCAGUGCUCUUUAAAUAGUGAUUUCUGGGUUGAAAGUCAGGCAGUGAGCUGCAGCUGGUGUUUCUUUCCUCAUCCUCUGCCCACUUCUGCCAAGACUGAGGUCUUACAUCAUCUUGUAAGAAAAGAUUUGCUCCCGUCCUGUUUACUGUAUCAUAUUUAAUUACACACACUUCACAAAUUCACCAAUCCGAUUUGCCCUGUCUUUUCAAGUUUUGCACCUGCCACAGACUGGACAGUUAGUGCCACCCAGAAAUAUUUAAGGCUGAGAAUUUACAUCAGAUGUUGCUGGACUAUAACUCCCAUCAGCCCUAGUAAGUGUGGCCAGUGGUCAGGGAUGAUGGGAGUUGUAGUUCAACAACAUCUGGAGAUCCAAAGGUUCCCCACUCCUGAUUUCUAUCAUGAUAUACCAAUGCUACGUUUCGACCCAACACUUUUUGACCCAACACCUGUGGUGUUCUUUUUCUUUAUGAUGAGAUAAUUCCUUCUUCUCUCCUGAACCUAGUACCUGAUAUGGCAAAGAAGACAUACAGUAUUACAAUGUUGCUUCAUUGUGAAUGAUUUACCUGUAUAAAGAAAGAAAGAAAAAAUAGCUUUUCAUGACAACAUAGAAUAAAAAACCAGUGAUAUUACUAGAGGGCUUGAGAGAGUUUCUAUCCAGCCAUAUAUCACAAUGGAUCACCUGUCUGAUGCAAGUGCUCAUCUCACUGACGUUGAGUCUUGGUUCUCUGUAACAGUGAGGGGGGAGGAAUAAUCAAGGCUGUAUCCACAUGAGUCUUAUUUCUUUGUAGUAGACAACUUUUGAUCCACCUGGCAAGGUAAAUUCCUUUGCUGAAAUGCAGGAAUUCUUUGUGAGCAAACAAAUUGCUGGGAUGCUUCCUUGCAAAUCUGAAGGCAGUGAGGUCAAAUCUCUUCCACAACUAUGAAUGUUCUCGUGACUGUAGCUUGAAUAUGAAAUGGCACCCUGAAGUCUUUCUCUUUCCACUAUCUUGAGCCGAUCUACAGACUGAAGGAGGCAAUGUGCUGGCAGUGGACAUAAAUACCUCAUUAAUGAGGUACCACCUUGCCUGGAACAGCAGAAGUAGAUCAGAAUCAGAAAUACUAUUAGGAUGAGGUAUAAGCUGUGCCUGCUGUUUUGAGGAUAUAUUCCAGGAAAAACGGCUGGUAUGUCCACAAUCCCAAUGAUUGCAAAGCACUUCAUGUACUUAACUGUAAAAGUGUUAUUAGCUGGUGAAACAGAAGGCUAAGUGAACUGGUAUAGUCAAGUGCUUAUAGUUUUUUAAAUUGAGAUUAGACUCUCUUAUAAAAAGAAAUGCUUAAACUAAAUGGAACCUGGAAGACUUCACAGAAAACAAAUUGGAUUUGCCCUGUGCUAUACAGGAGGUGAAAUUAAAUGACCCUUCUGAUAGCAUUUGGAAUAAAAUUAUUUUAAUCAAUAUUACCCUUCAGUUGUUUUCUAUUCUGCCUGAAUGCUUUUCCGUUGUGUUCAACUUAGUUUAAACCUUAAUUAUUACUAUUUUUGUCAUAUACCAAGCCAUUUAAAGUAGAUUUAGAAAAUGGAUGGGAAAACCCAGUGAUGUUGCUUUUUGUGAACUUAACGGAGUUCUAAUUUUUAUUAGAACACAGAACAGCAUAGAUUACAAAUAGAAUGUUGUAUAAAGUGCAUAUUUUCUAAUGCCCUGGACAAAAAUGACAGCAAUGUAAUUUGUUUACCAAUGUUCUGAGCUAAAGCUUUUGUAUUUCACUUCUGUUACAGUUUUUAGCACUUCUGUAGUUGGACAGUGAAAACUGCACACUUUGCAUGGCAGCUUGGUUUGGAUUUCAAGGUUCUUGUCCUUCCUUUGUGUAAUCUUAUAAUGUUCUGUUUAGCUUGUGAACUACACUCGUCUUGAAGGCCACUCUGAAGCAGUUUGCUCUUUGGAUGCUGUAUACAUGAGGAAUGAGUCUACAGGAGAGUUAAAUAUACUUUUAGCUUCUGCGGCUUCUGACUCUACUGUGCGAAUCUGGUCCAAACAAGGAACAGGAGGUAACUUUCUCUAUUUGUAAACAGAUUGUUUCAAAAAGUCACAUUCAUGUAGCAAAGUUUAGUGCUAUGUAUUCAUAUCUUUAGGAGAAUCUAGAUUUCUUCCAGCUGGAAUUCACUGGUUUCGAAUAGCCACCAGUUGUCUAGCUAGCAAAAAUACGUUUUUUUAAAACAGUUUUUGGUGUGUCUGUUUUCUUUUCUGUAAAGGUAGCUGGGAAUGUAACUGAAGAGUGAUAUAAAAACACUUAAAAUAGCAGAAAGGUGGCAAUCCAGUGGAUAGUCCAAGUUAGGAAAGUAUUCAGGAUAUGUUAGAACAGAAGUUCUCAAUUAUAAUUAGGCAUGCUGAACAAACACAAAUCAUAGUCAUACUUUCAUCGACUUGGAGGACAAAUUAAUGUUGUACCGAUUCCUGGGGGGAUAGGUCUGUUAAUGAUUAUUAGCCAUGAUAGCUAAUAGAAACGAUAUACCUUUAAGUGCUAGAGAUUGAGGAUAAGCCAUAGGGGAUGGCAGUUACUUUCGUGCUGUACCUGUGAGCUUCCAAGGCAUCUGGGUAGCUGAUAUUGAAAUGGAAUCCUGGACCCAUAGCCUGAACAAAAAAAACCACCCCAAUCCCUCCUGGAGCCCUAUUUGUGUGUGUGUUCCUCCAUACAUGAAUGCCCCACUUCAGGCAGGUCAAGUUAGGAGUCAUGGCUGGUAUGUGCCUCAGCAUCUAGGAAAGAGGCUAGCUUGUAUAUUCUAGAGAGCCUCUUCAAGCAUUCAGGACAUUCAAUAUUGAACACCUGAAUAAGGCUCAGACCUUAAAUACUUUUGAUAUCUGAUGUUACCGACAUUCGUCUGUCCUGGGUGACAAUGGAAGAGUGUGCCUUUGGGAGCGAAGUCAAACGAUUGGAAAGUUACAGUACCUGCUGUCGCUGUAAAGACAGAUAUGGGAGAGACAUGUUUUGUUGAAGCUGGGGCAGACGAAGGUGUCCAGUUGUGCUGCUCCAGAUACACCAUGGCAUUUCUUCCCUCUGUGCUCCUCGUAGCAGUCAUUCCUCCUCUAGUCACUGCUGUGGGUCCAUGACCUGACUGUCUGUCUCCAGGCACUGUAGUCAUCUGCAAGGGAUUCCCACAAGCUAUACAUCUUGACAAAGAAAGGGCAAAGGCGAUAGCUAUGUUGUGUUAUGCCGAACCUUUACGUCACUUGCCUUGCUACAUGCCACAAUGCAUGAGCCCUUAAAAUUGUUUCCUAUAAUAAGAGAAGUAGAGGAAUUUUGUCCCUCUGAGAUGAGGAACCACCUCUCAAUGUGCCAAGGUCAGUGUGAGUUCUUUCAUUCUGAUCUACUGUAACCUCUCCUUAUCAGUUUUUCUAUACCUGAGUCAGUUUCUCUGUUGCAUUUUUUUAUGAUGUAUAAUCCUUUAGGUUAAUCUUGGGUGAGUUUUAAUUCUUUGUAGCUGUAAUUAGCAGCUUAUCUCUUUGGUUCUACAUUGGCUGUCUGUCAUGUUGACUGCUGGUGUGCAAAACUAUUCUCUCUCUCUCUCUCUCUCCCUCUCAGUUAAAUGUCUUCAGACACUGCUAUUUGGAAAUGGAUUUGUUAUGGAUGUUUCUUUGUCCUUCUUGCCAGACAGCAACAGUAAGUGUGUCUGUGAAACUGUUUAAUCAUUUAAAGGGAUGCUUAACUGGUGUCUUAAGCAUUUUAGUCGAUGUAGUUGAUGGAUGGCAGCAAAUUUCAAAUACUGACUCAAACAUUUUGUUUUAAAGUAUAUUUCAAAAGUGCAGUACUGGGCUCCUAAUAUCUGCUCCUGUGAGUGCCCAUUUUCCCACCCACCCACACCAGUGUGACUUGACACUAAUUUGAUUUCAGUACUGCUUUCUUUGCCAUGUUGCUCAAUAUGUUUAGAGGAAUUUUUUUUUUCUUGUGUGCACCACAUUUAUAGGUAAAUGUAUCAAAGGAGAUAGUGAAUAUUACUUUGCCACUUUCAGUUUUCUAUUCAGUGUUUUGAGAAUAAAUGCAAGCAAAAAUUGCAUAGUCGGUCAUCUGAGCUGUGAUUCUAUCCCUAAACGCUGAAUAUUCUCCCUCCGUUUGUUUUCACCUUCCUCCUUCUCUCUGUUGUCUCCCAUGUGUUGAAUGUUAGGUUGGGACAGGCCCCUGCCUUUUUGGUUAUUACUCUGCUAAAGCACCAUUCACAUUAAUGGUGGUAUGGUAACAAAACAAUUUAGUGCUUGGUGUGUCUUUAAAUGAUGGCUUCUCAGCGAUGCAGGAGUUUUAGGUUUGUGCACACCCCUCCCUUACCUCGUCAUUGCUGGGUGGAAGGAUGGAACUGUUACGGUAAAAUCUGGGUGCGGGGUUACUCUGCCACCCAGCUCGUCGGACUAAGUCCGCGGGUCCCUGCGGAAGAAAAUGAGCUCAGCCGGAGACAGGAGCAAGCUCCAGGAGAUCCGAGUUUAUUGCGCAACAGGUUCAAGGCGAGAUUGAACAGCGAGAAAGGGGUAACAUGAACUUUUGAAAUUUCCCUCCAUGUCCCAGAAUACAGUGCAAAAUACAUCCCAGUUACAUCAUGAAUACAUUAAGAAGAGGUUGGGUUACACAGAUUACAUCACGAAUACAUUAGGAAGAGGUUGGGUUACACCGGAUUAACAUAUGGAGGAGGGAGGGGGGAAUAUGCAGAGCUGGAGAUAUGCGCAGAUAAGCACAUCCUGAGAAGACAAUGGUCCAUGUAUGCAUAGUCUGUCACCUGGCAUCGCCCGGAGGAAGGGCUUGGCAGAGCGAUUUGACAGGAUUAGGGUCUUGACACCUUGCUUGAGGGAUUAUGGAGGGCAGGGGAGGUGUCAUGGAGUCCUAGAGAAAUUGAGCAAAUUGGCAAGUUGAUUUUCUAUGAAUUCUAUAGAUUUUAGUCCCUUUUGACAUUGGCAAUUGGAAAUAAAUGGAUAUAUUGUAGCGAAGAAGGUGAAGAAGAAGACAUGCCCCCCCCCCUUCCGUAUCAGAACGGAGAGAAGGGAUAUCUGCUCCAGAUGAUGUGUUUUAUUGGAAAAUGGUACCUCCUUUAUGGUUGCAACCAAGUAUCCCCAUGUUUGCUGCAAAUGGAUUGUGGUGCAGGGUCUGGGAGACAGUCCAUUCAAAUAAAUUCAGCUCAGCUGGAUGCUUGUGAUUGUAUCCACCAUGCCUGAUGCCAAAAUCAAUAUUGACUUUUGGGAUUACCAGACUUGUCAGAAGGAUGCGUUUUAAAGUUCCCUUUGACCCAAGUCUUUAGUAGCGAAUGUCUGCUUCUAACUUCUAUUGUAUUUUGAAGUCAAUAUCUAUACAUUAUCCUUUUUGAGAAAAUACCUAUGAAAUUAACUCUUUGCAGAUGAGCAGGUAAUUGCUAAAGUGGAAGUGAAUAUGUUGGGAAGUUAUUGGUGUUGUGUCAGGAUCAAUUAGGAGUUGCCAUUCACCUGUUGUGUUAAAGUACCUUUUAGUACUGGGAUUAUGCGGGUUGCAUGCAUAUAAAACAGUGAUUCUGUUCAUAGGAGUUGGAUUUCCAAAACACUGGAAUGAUGCAUAGACAAUCCUGAUAUAUUAUCUUCCUCCCAGGCUCAGCAUGUGUUUCACGGUGCUGUUUAUGGAGAUCCAAAAAGCCAUCCUUUGCCCUAGUGUAAAUAGAUACAUUAGUGCAGGAGCAUAGUACAGGAAGGCAGAAAAUUUUGUAAUUUGACUUUUAGCAGAGUGGAAAGCAGCAUAAUUCCUUAUUUUUGAAAUUUGUGAAAUUAUAAUUACUGCAGCACUGGAUAUUCUACAGAUUGAGUUUUUUUAUAGUCCUGGAACUGUGUAACACACCCUUAGAAGUAAGUCCCAGAGCAUUCAAGGUGUGCUGGCUUCCUGGUACUUUGGCAUAGGAUUGCAGCCUUAGGCUCCUUCUCUCCCUCCUUCCUUCUCUUUCUCUCUCUCUCUUCAUCCUUUAGUAAAUGUGGUAUACUCCCUUGUGUCCAUUUUAUUUUUCUCUUUAAAAAAAUAAUAAUGAAACCGCAAAUUUCCACUGACUGCUUUGCCAUUUCAGGACCGGUACUGGCUUGCGGUGGGGAUGACUGCAAAAUUCAUUUAUAUGUGCAGCAGGAUGGACAGGUAACUAUUACUUCUGUCUCCUAUCCCAUGAAUAGUAUGAAAUUUGGGGGGGUGUUUUGUUGUGACUGUGAUUGUAUGGGGAGAAAAUGAAGGCAGGAAAAAUGAAGUUGAAUACGUGGGAGAAGUGUUUACAAAUAUUGCUGUGGUGUGCCUUUAUAUUGAAUUUUCAAAAUGACUUUUAAUUUGUUUAUAUUCCAUUCUAUUCGGAGGAUUUUGAGCUUAGACAAAUAAUGUGUUUUGGGUUUAGUUGUGUUCCUUCCAGUUCACAUUUGAUGUUAAUUGACAUCUGUGCUAGCAUUCAUCAUAGACAGGUUCUGUGUGUGGAAUUGUUCAGCAUGCCUGCCAAUUCAUGGUGACCGAUGUGCCUAUUUAUUCCAAUUAGUUAUACACCACCCUUCAUUGAAUUUGGCUUCAGUGUGGUUUACAGAAUUAAAAAUAUCAAAAUGCCUUCAACAAUAUACUUUUAAAUGCCAAACAGUGCAACCCUAUACACAUUUACUCAGAAGUAAGUUCCAAUGUGUUCAAUAAAGUUUAAAGGUAAAGGUACCCCUGACCGUUGGGUCCAGUGGCAAACUACUUUGGGGUUGCGGCGCUCAUCUCGCUCUAUAGGCCGAGGGAGCCGAUGUUUGUCCGCAGACAGCUUCCGGUUCAUGUGGCCAGCAUGACUAAGCUGCUUCUGGCGAAACCAGAGCAGCGCACGGUAAUGCCGUUUACCAACCCGCCAGAGCAGUACCUAUUUAUCUAUUUGCACUUUGACGUGCUUUCAAACUGCUAGGUGGGCAAGAGCUGGGACCGAACAAUGGGAGCUCACCCCGUCGCAGGGCUUCGAACUGCCGACCUUCUGAUUGGCAAGCCCUAGGCUCAGUGGUUUAGACCACAGAGCCACCCACGUCCCUUCUCAAUAAAGUUUAUUUUUCAGGUAAAUGAGUAUAAGACAGCAAGCUUUAAAAGCCUGCGGAUUUGCCUGGCACCUGAAAGAACGCAACCUUGCUGGGGAAAGGCAUCCUACAAGCUCAAAAUGGUCCUCAUUGUGUUUGUCUCCUGCUUCAUCUUAAAUGAAGAGGGAACAGAGAGAAAACCCUCAGCUAACUAUCUGAGAAGGUACUCCUUCAGGUCUCCAGAUCACUUUGAAUCAAAUUUGGAUUGGAGAGGCUGCCAUUGGAGCUAUCUCAAAUAAGCUCUGCCUGUCAGAAUCUGGGCCGCUACAUUCUGUACCAGCUGAAGCUUCUGAAUAAUCUUCAAAUUAAGCCCGAUGUAUAAUGCAUUACGGUAAUCCAUUCGAGAGAGAGGUUACCAGGGCAUGGCUGACUCUGACCUCGCCGGUGAACCAGCUGAGGCUGCCAAAAGGCACCCUGUGCUGUUUGAACUCACAGCAACAAAGCUGAAUCCAGGAGAACCCUCAGGCUGUAAUGCAGAGCAUCAAAAUACAGAUAUUUGUGCUACAUAAGGAUACUGGUUUGUUUCAGUUUCAGAAGACUUUGCUGCUUCAUGGCCAUGAAGACUGGAUAAGAGGGAUUGAAUGGGCAGUUUGCGGUAUGUAGGGUAUGCAGCAAGGCAUUUUUAAUAAUCUAAUGUGCCAUAUAGAGCAAGAUUACUAGGAAAAGCCAAGCAUCUGAGAUGGUUUUAAUCCCCCUUUCAUAUUCAAGCAUAGUAUUUGAGACCCAGCGGGACAGCGUGCAGAAACAAGUAGGAUGGCAGAACUUGAUAAUGAGAGUGCUGUAAUUUUUAACACUAUACUUAGAUGUUUAUUUUUAUAAUUCCGCUGGCAUGAAUUUUCUUCUCCACAUUUUGAAGGUGAUGUUGCUAAUAGGGAAAGAUAAUUUCAGAGGAUUCGACUAUAUAAUGUAAUAGGCAAGUAUUCCAUUUUGGAUAAUGAAGUAAGGGAAUGGUCCUUUCAGUCUGGAGUAGCCUGCUUCCUAGAGUUCAGCCUUUGUUGAAACAAAGAGGGACAAAUGUGUCUUCCAGUGCAGGUGCUUGGCCUAGAAGGAUCAAGGCCUCAACACUUGCAUCUUAAAAAUGAUAACUGAGGUUCUAGGGCAGGGGUCAGCAAAUUACGGCCCGUGGGCUGGAUACGGCCUAAGGGGGUCGUUAAAUCGCCCGCUCGGUCAGUCCCCGUAAGAAGCUAAACCGGCGUUCUGCGCUGGUUGCUCCGCGUAAGCACUGACUUCUGGGAUGCAGCCACGGCUUCCUAUUCCUGCAGCCAGUUGGAAGCCACAGACGCCUCCCCCCCACCCCCCACCCCGCCAUGGCUCCGAAAGCCAGCGGGGAAAGAGCGGCGGGUUUGUGUGCAUGCUCCCAUGCGUGGGCGAUCCGGCCUGCCAGUGGAAAAGUUUGCCAACCCCUGUUCUAGGGAAACUGGAUUCUAUGCCCACUUCUACACUCUCCAGUUUUUCUGCUCCCCUGUGGAAUCUCGAGAAAAGAGCACACCAUGAGCUCAGGCCAAUGUAAGUUUCAAUAGUGGGAGUGGUUCCUACUCGCAAAUCAAUAGUCAAUAGUAACAAAAACUAAUCCAUUCAAAAGUAUGUAUUCUGACAAGGAUUACAAAUUUAAAUAGAGAUUACAAACUCUAACAGAGAUUACAAACUCAAACUCAUAAAAAUAUGUAUAACACAAUAAUUCAUUACAGAAUUAGAGAUAGGAGUUUAUGAGCGGAGAUAAGUUCAUGUUAGUCCAGAUUCGUCGUGGAGGUCUUAGUUUCAAUCAUUGAGCAGAAAUCAGAAGUCAAUUAUGGAUUAGAAACCAGGACAGGGCCCUGUUUUGAUGUAUUCACCUUCAUCAGCUGGAAGUAUCAAAUAUUACAUGAAAAUACAUUUAAAUUCUAAGUUAUCAUAAAUUAUAAUUUAUAAAACAGCAUUAUAUAACAUUUGGUUCCUUACCUAAUUUUUAAAGGGUUGUGUAAGUUUGAAGACUUUCGGAUAAAUAUAUCCUGUUAUUUUCUACGUUUCUCAAGGAUAACAACUGAAAAUAAUCAAUAAUAGUUACAUGUGUUGAAUCAAAUUAAAAACUCUAAGGCAGCAUAUAAUCAUAUGAUUCCUCCACCCCUGUGGAAUCUCAGCAUAUAUGUAACCUUGUCCAUAACUUACAGCUUUGCUCUGUGUAGCACAUGUUAGAAAUAGAGAAUCUUAGAAGAUACUGAAUCCCGCCCCCCGCCCUGAGAAACCACGUAGCACUAUCUUUCCACAAACAGAUGAUUUUGCCAAACUAUUCCAACCUAGAUUCAGGUAGGUAUUCCAACCUACAGAGCUUUCCUUAGAUUAUGUGAGGCAUUUCUACAGUAUUGUAGCUAAUAUGACAGUGUGAUGUUCAUCCCUUUCCACACUGAAUGGUGCUGACAUGCGCUACAGCAAAGUACCAUAUUUUUCGCUCCAUAGGGCGCACCUGACCAUAGGGCGCACCUAGUUUUUAGAGGAGGAAAACACACACACACAAAAUCUGAAUCAAAUGUUGCACUAAACUAUUUAAAGCAGCAAAGCGGGCAGGCUCCUGUCCGCUUUGCUGCUUUAAAGCGAGCCUCAGAGGAGGGUAGGAAGGGGAACCAUGGCUUAUCUAAGUCCAGUUAAUAAUGUUGAGCCUUACCUAUGGCCAUCGAGAUUAGCCUAGCCGUCUCAGUGGAAAUCUGGGGAGGCUGAGGUGGACUUUCCAGUGGUCAAAGUGUGGUUGUGUCUUCCUGCCCGGCAUCUAUUUCCUGCCCUCUUUCCCCCCUGCACCCCUUCUCCCUCCUGGGGAAAACCCCGCAAGAGCGCACGAAGCUUGUGUGCGGCUCUUGGGGGCUUUUCCUGCCUGCCUCCCCCCUGCAUUUGCUCCAUAGGACGCACACACAUUUCCCCUCGCUUUUUAGGAGGGAAAAAGUGCGUCCUAUAGAGCGAAAAAUACGGUAUUUAUUUUGGUAUUCGUUAGCAACUUGCUCAUGGCAAUACUGAUUUCCCUGGGCAAUGAACUUCCCAUCUUUAAAAUCUUCCUGCUUUUCAUUUAUUUAAUUUUGCAAAAGACGGAGAUCUCUUCUUGGCAAGCUGUUCCCAGGAUUGUCUGAUAAGGAUCUGGAAGAUGCAUGCAACUUCAUUGCUUGUGGAAGCCCAAGAUGAGGAAACCAUAAGGCUGAAGGAGAACAUUUUCACCGUGAAAAAUGACAAUGGUGAGUCUGUACUUUAUGAAUAGCUGUUGCUUUUUCUGAGGCAAUAUGCAAUUGUUGUCAGUAGAGUUAAAUGAAAGUGUAGAACCUGAGGUUUGCCAUUCUUGUUAUUUUAUGUUUUAUUUUGAUAAAAUAAUAAUAAAUAAAUAAUAAAAAUGUGCACCCCACCCACAAGACCAUUCCAUUGUCAAUAUCCAAUCUCCCAAAAUUUUAACACCUCUUGCGAUAGUUUGACCCCUUUCCAUUUUAACAGCACAAAUUCUACAAAUAUCUCCUCAAAAUCAUUUCUCAUACAUAUUCCCCAUCUUACCUUAAAAGCACAUGUUAAUUUAUCAUUAAUAGCUAUAUCCCACACCUCUUUAUAUUCAUCUUGCUCCUUCCACUUCCUUUUUUUAAAAAUAUGUACUUCAUUGGUUUUAAAAACUGUGUAACAUAAGUAAUCAACAGAAAACAAAAAUAAACAAACAUUCAUUCCAUAGUUGGUGCUUGUUGUAUGUAACAAUUUUAGUUGGAUUCAACAUGACCUCUGGUUCCCCCAUUGUGGUUCACAGAUUACAUUCUUUAUCUGCGCACUAAACUUUGUCUCCUCUAGGUUGUUUCAAUUGCAUUAGUUUUGUAAGAUUCUCCUAUUACACGCAGAAAGUCAAUCUAGACUUGCCAACAGAUUUAUAUUUUUGCAAUGUUCUUUUAAAUAAACUCUGUAUACAUCCACUUCCUAGCUAUAAUAAGUCGUGCAGCUGUCAAUAAAUCUGUGAGCAAGUCCUUCAUAGCCUGCGAACCUUCCACCCCCUCGUAAAUUGAUAAUAAUGCUACCUCUGGACCUUUGGUCAGCUUUAACCCAUCGAUUUCUGUUAUCUCCUUAAACACCCUUUGCCAAAUUUCUUUCACAUAUUUACACCUCCACCACAUGUGAACAUAAGUCCUGGUUUGCCAUUCUUGAGUUUCAGAUUCUCCUUUCCUGAGAACAAUUCACUGAACUCAUGCUGUAUGACUACACUAGCAAAAGGGCCAAGAGAGAUGUGGCGUUUCUGCGUGCUUUGUUUCAGCUAACCUCAUAAACUUCAGCCCACUCCUGUUACAUCAUCCGUUCCUAUUCCUGGGCAGGGAUUUAACCUUUCCUACUGCAUAGCCAAGUCAGCAGUAGAGUACAGAAAUUGCACAGAGAAAUAUAUUGAAUCAGCUCAGUCUAGUGAGACAUAUUUGUGAAUGGAAACGAGUUUGUUUGCACAUAUCUCCAUUAUCAAUAGGAUGCUAUGUUUUGUGUAUAUUUGAGAGGCGUACCUGAAUUCAGAACCCAGGAUUUUUAGAUGCGAUUCUGUACCACCCUAUCUGCCUUUCCCAAACAAACUUCUGAAGGUGCUCAGUGACAUGUGAGGUCGUACUUAGGCUUUCACAUUUUGUUGUGGCAUCUAUUUGUUGUGCCACCUAUCCACACUAUGGCUGGGUGCUUCUUGACAAUUGGCUAGCAUAACUCCAUAAAGGUAAAGGGACCCCUGACCAUUAGGUCCGGUCGCAGAUGACUCAGGGGUUGCGGCGCUCAUCUUGCUUUAUUGGCCGAGGGAGCUGGCGUACAGCUUCCGGGUCAUAUGGCCAGCAUGACAAAGCCGCUUCUGGCCAGAGCGGUACCUAUUUAUCUACUUGCACUUUGACGUGCUUUCGAACUGCUAGGUGGGCAGGAGCAGGGACCGAGCAACGGGAGCUCACCCCGUUGCGGGGAUUCGAACCGCCGACCUUCUGAUCGGCAAGUACUAGGCUCUGUGGUUUAAUCCACAGCGCCACCCGUGUCCCUAUAGCAUAACUCCAUACUGUCCUUGCUUUUCCAUGCAAAACUGUAGUUUGUUUGCUAUACUUCUAAACACACACACACACACGAAAUGCACACAAAGUAACAUUCUGUUUGAAACAGCCGCAACCAUUGCAAAGCAGCUAAAAGAGACAAAUAAGGUAUGGUUUGAGAAGAACCUCCCCUGCUGUAUGCAAGACUCACAUCAAUGACAGGAACGGAAAUGUGGGGGUAUUUCCUUGGUUCUUUUAUAGAUAUAAGCUUUGAAGAUUUUUAUUAUCUUUUUUGCUCUGUGGUAGGUUCAGAUGCAUCUUUUGCUGUUACGCUGGACUCUGUGUUAGCUGGACAUGAAAACUGGGUAUAUGCUGUUCAUUGGCAGCCUUCCUUUCCCAAAGGUAAGAAGUAUGUGAGCCGCAAAUUGGGGGACAGCUAGACAUAGCGAAGAACAUUGGAUUGCUGUGGGUAAUGGAACACCCAUAAUGACUUCUCCCAUACCUUACCUGUGUGUUGUGCAUUUCCCCAUUCCAGUGUGGCAGCUAGUGAUGUGGAGUAGAGGCUGGGAAUUGCAGGAAAUGAUAUUGAUUCUACCUGUAGCUCAUUAACUUUUUCCUAUAGUCCUGAUUCUGUGUGGGUAUGGAUUUUGGUUAUUCUGCAUUGUCUGUCCUUAGGGUUGCUCCAGCCCUAACAUUGCCAGUUGCUGAAUCAUUGCAAUAAUUACAGUGACCACCAGCCUUUUCAGACCAAGGAGCCACUAACACUGACAAGGGGGCUCCUUUUUUCUUUGCCUUUUAAAAUAUGCAUCCAGAUUUGUCUUUCUCUCUUUCCCUUUUCUUCUAUUGAAAAUAGCAACAUUCAGUGACAUUUAGAAUCACAAAUACUGAUUCUUUUGGAAAAUCGCCAUUGCUUUGCCAGUGCAGCCUGCCUUAAGGUUCAUCUCAACCUAUGAUUUACCACUUAAUGUGUCACGAGUCGCCAGUUAACGACCAAUGAUUCACUAAGUGCUCCAUUUCCAAAUAGUGACUACACUUGGCACUUCUGGGUGUAAUGUUUUCUCUUGUGAUUGGAACUGAAUUUGUGCAAUUUGAAAUGUAUGGACCCAGAACCAUCUGCAAACAUUCCCUUUUAAAGCAGGGGCGGUAGACAAUUACUACGGCACCUAGUAUCCAAUGUACAAGACACUUGUCUGUGCACCCUUCUUGAAAUACUGUAAAUUGCAACUACACAUUUCUCUCCUCUUCAGCCCAACACAGUUUGUUCUGCAGCAUGCCUUUGUAGAAUUAUCUUACCUUUGCUAUCCCGAAUGCAAUAUGUGAGACGCAAAAAAGCAUGCUAGCCUCUUCCACAAAGGUAAAUUUUCUCCUUGCACUGUAGAUGGCAGGAUGGAACAGCCAAUGAAAUUGUUGUCUGCUUCAAUGGACAAAACUGUUAUCCUCUGGGCUCCUGAUGAUGAAUCUGGGGUGUGGUUGGAACAGGUAGGCAUGUUUUCUACGUUUUCCUCUCUUGCUUUCCCUGCCCACCCCCACCCCCCGCGGCUUUAGAAAUUAAGUAAAGGGAGUAUGAGGUCAUAUCCAAGCCUAAAAAGAAUUCAAGUGGAAAGUAUUGUAAUUGUAGCAGGCUGUUCCUUCAGUGGAAGAGCAAACAAGCAACAUUCUGCUGUAUUUAGAACCACAAAAACUGAUUCUUAAAAGCAGUAAAGACUUCUGUGUGCAUAUGAGGGAAAGGAGGAGAUUGUGCUUACAGCAAAGAGGCCACACACAUUUCAAACCCGUCCAGCCUGUCUGCCUACACAUGGAUUUGAACUAAAACUUAAAUAUUUGCCUUAUGCUGGAAACUUGGUGUUUUUCUUUUUAAUAAACCUUUGGCAUCUCUGAUGGCACAACCAGAUGUUCCCAGCAUCUAGUACCCUGCACCAGUACAUGGAGGUUCAAUUUAGCUGUUACGGAUAAUAAAUACUGAUUUUUAUGAAUUUGUCUAAAAAAAAGAAUUUAAGCUAGCUAAGCCAAUAAUCAUCAUUUCACCUUGGAAUGUUUUAUUUUUAUUGCAGACUGCCUGUGAACUUGGCAAAUAAACAUAUCAAACCAUUUUUAAAAUUAGGAUAUAUUGGUGAUAAAUAUGGGGGGAGGGGUUGAAUCUAUUUUUCUGUGUUGUUUGUACAUAUAACAGGUGUGUGCCUAGACCCUGAACUAAUGGCUUCUUAAUUUUGUAAGAUCAAUAGCACAUUAAUGCUGCUGUAACGGCGUUCUUUUAGCUUCUCUUUUGGGUGUAAUUCUAAACUGUAGAUGAAAUUUUGUUAUUUUGUUUAGGAUUAAGUCUUUAGCCAUCAAUGAGCAGAUUGACUGGUGGCUGGCUCAUGUAUUUUGUGUUCAAUUUUUCAAAAAAGGUCCGAGUAGGAGAAGUGGGUGGAAAUACUCUGGGGUUUUUUGACUGUCACUUCAGCCCAGAUGGCUCAAUGAUUCUUGCUCAUGCUUUCCACGGAGCGCUGCAUCUUUGGAAACAGACUUCAGCAAACAAGGCAAGAGAAUUUAUUUAUGUUGCUAGAGAGGAAAAUGUUCACGGACUGUUGUUGUGUAGUAAGCCGUGGCUUUGUGCUCAAAAGAUACACUAGAUUGGAUAUCUAUUCUGAACACCUCAUUUAAGCUGAAGCAUUGAUCUUCUUAAUUUUCUUUUUUUCCUACCACAAUUAGUAGCAAACAAGGUUAAAUCUGAUGGGAUCACUGGGGUGUGCCUUUUGGGCUCUGUGGGUAGUAAACAUCUCAUAUAUAUAUAUAUAUAUAUAUGUAUGUAUGUGUGUGUGUGUGUGUGUGUGAGAGAGAGAGAGAGAGAGAGAGAGAGAGAGAGAGAGAGAGAGAGAGAGAGAGAGAGUGUGUGUGUGUGUGUGUGUGUGUCAGUCCAUCUGGCCCACUCUAGUCUACCCCACCCCACAGCAAUAUCUUUCCAAGAUCUGUGAGACAGGACAAACCUUUCCCAGCUUUUUAACUGUAGAUGACAGGACUGAACCUGAGACCUUCUGCUUGCGAAGUGCACAUGCCAUUUCCAGGCUAGCUCUUAGUAGGUAUGGGGGGGCAGGUAAAAUGCUAUUGAAAGAGAGGAUCACGUUGCCUUCAAUAUACGUAGCAUUUUUAAAUGUAUAAAAACACGGCCAAAGAUGCCCUUCAUUGUAACCAGCAAGGUAUACAUAUGACCAUGACCUCAUUUUAUGUGGCUUGAAUCCCAUCAAAGUUCCUUGGUUCCUGUUUGUUUCCUCCUUAUUUUUCCUGGCUUUUAAAAGCCCCCCCUUUCCCCCCUUAUGUAGCAUCAGAACAACUGGAAGGGGCAAUAUUUUAUUGGAUAAAAAUAAAUUGAUGAGAUGUGUGUGUGUGUGUGUGUGUGUGUGUGUGUGUGUGUUAUUAUUCCCCACUCCCUGCCACUGUUUUUACAGCUCAGACUUCUGUUAUGUGUUUGUGAAUAGCAUGCUAAAGUUCAAAAGGAAUGCCCUUUUCUUGCUUUCUCAGAACAGUAGCUAUAUUGGUCUAUUGUAAAUAUAACAAUCCUUUGUAUACUCAUUUUAGAGUCACCCCAUGUAACCUAGUGGGGUUUGCUUUUGAGUAGACCUAACAGUGGGAAUUCUUAAUUUGAGAUGGUCAUUGUGAAAAUUGAGGCAGGACAGUUUUUCUUCUGGAUUAGUUAGUUAGACAUUUGGCUCUGUCCAUUAUUGGCCUCCAAGGAAAUUAUUGGCCUUACAAGGAAACCUUGUAAUACUUUACUCUUGUCCUUCAUUGGACUAUCAGCUGCUGUUAGCAGAUCUGCUGACAUCUCCCCCCCCCCCCCGAGUUCUAAUGCUUUUCUUUUUAGCUGUGUGCUUCAUUUAUAGUGAGAUCUCUAUAUUUAACAGAUAGCUUGUUCACAUGUUAAAUAAUAUUAGUGGUCUUGAUUUAAUAGAGAGAAUGGACUCCGGAAGUGGUUAUUUCAGGGCAUUUCGAUGCCGUGCAAGAUGUGAUGUGGGAUCCAGAAGGAGAAUUCAUCAUCUCUGUUGGUUCUGACCAAACUACAAGAAUCUUUGCUCCGUGGAAAAGGGAGAACGAAACAGAGGUAUUUAUUUAUUUUAUCUUUUCUACAAGCUUGCGAAAUCAUCUGUAAGUCAAUAGGUCACAAAAUGUGAAACUUGAACAAUGGCUCGUCUCUAAUUUCUCAAAAACCAUUUGCGCUGUACACUGAUCUGUAGUUUGCUACUAUGAUAUUACAAUAUUGCGGAUGUCUAAAAAUGUCCAGUUCUUGCACUAAAAGGAGCAAUUCAAAAAUUAUAUCUUGCUUUUUGCAGACUUCCUGCUAAUUGUGUCAUUGUUUAUGCAGCAUCCCCUUGCUCUACAGUGGUACCUCGCAAGACGAAUGCCUCGCAAGACGGAAAACUCUCAAAACGAAAGGGUUUUUGGUUUUUUGAGUUGCUUCGCAAGACGAAUUAAUUUCGUCUUGCGAGGCACCACUGUAUUCUGUUUCCUUUAGAGGAAUAAAAUAUAUUAAAGAGAAAUUUUAGAACCAGUAAGUGGAGGGAGUUAGACUUGACUUGGGGAUACCUGUUCAACUUUCGGCAGAGAUGCUUUCCUGCAGCCUUGAUAAAAAUUACAGCAAUCUUUUCUCCAUUGCGCAUAAGUGUGAAGAGAUCCCUAGCAUUUCCAGCGAGGAUUAAGUCGAGGGCAAGGAUGCUGUUUCUGGGGAAUGGGCUGAAUGUCCAUUUUGAGCAAAAUUGACUACUUAGAAUGGACUGAGGCUAAAUGUUCUCAAUUCUUCAGUGCUUCUUUCCUAUAGCUGACAAUACCGGCACAUACUUACAUGUCAGUGGUCCCUUUACUAGGCAUCAUGGCAUGAAAUAGCAAGACCCCAGGUCCAUGGAUAUGACAUGCAGUGUUUAGCAAUGACCGGCCGAUUUCAGUUUGUGUCUGGAGCAGAUGAGAAGGUGCUUCGAGUAUUUACUGCACCCAGGAAUUUUAUGGAAAACUUCAGCAGCAUUUCUGGUAUAUCUCUGGAGGAACUAAAUAGUGGAGUAAGUGUGUUUUUACUUUCUUUUAAAGUGUGUGAGCUCUUACUGGAGAUCUUCACUAUGCGAAUUGUUUAGAGCCGAGCUACGGUUCCUCCUUUGAGUCUUUGAGAAAUGCAGACUAAAAGACACAAGGCCUGGAACUACGGUAGUUGGCUCACAGGGGAGCCAAAAUUGUGUUGGUACUUUCACCUUACCUAUAAAGUUGAAGCAUGUAGUUUUAAGUUUUAACAGUUUCGGAUUGGUAUUUUCCUAGUAAUUGGAAUAUAUUGGGCAUUAUGUAUUACCAAGCUUGAGUUUUUACAUCAUGAAAGGUCAGGCUGAAAGUACACUAAAGAAGGACCAUCAAGAAAUUUCAAAGCUUAUAUGAGUAACUCCCCCCACCCACCCAAGGAAAGCAAAUACGCAGCUAACUUCUACAUAACUUUUUCUUUUUUCUCUUUAGCAAAUGAUUGAUCUUCCAGAAGGAGCUACUGUGCCAGCCUUGGGGCUGUCCAAUAAGGCUGUCUUUCAAGGUAAGAGUUGUGUGUUGUUUGUGUGAUUUGCAAAUCAUUCUCUAGCUACACCUGUGUGUGUGUGUAUAUACACACAUAUAUACAUAUAUACUCGUAUGUGACUAAUAAAAUGUUUGUGUGUGUGUUGUUUUUAAUAAGAUUUGUGUUGUUUAGAUUGAUGAGAGGGGAGGCACUAGGUGGCUGGUCCUUAUUUAGCCUUGGUUUGAAUUCUGGGAAGUUGCUAAUUCUAGCCUAGCCGUUUGGAGGAAUUUGGAAACAUUUCCUUUCUGGGAUCAGAUAGUAGCCGGUGGGAAAGAGUUUUAAGACAUUGGAGACUAGUUGCUGGCACUCAGAGGACAAGAUAAUAUUGAGCUAGAUGGACAAAUAUUCUGAUAGGGUGUAAGGUAGCUUCAAAAAACCAGGAAUUAACUGGCUCUUGUCUCUAAAGAGAUAUUAUGAUUGAAGCUAUUUUGUCAACAAAAACGACACUGGAAGAGCAGUCCUAACCUUUGUCCAGGCAGCAGUGGUCCAAGACAGAGUGACAUAGCCACCGCUGCUUCUGCAAUCCCACCACUCAUGCCAGCGGGGGUAGAAGCUGGGGGGUGUAUGGGGUGAGCAGACAGAACACUGCUACACUCUAUGUUAGCCUGGAGUCAAGUAACUGUAGUUGGGCUGGCUCUGGAUCCUAGGCUGGUUAGGCUCCCCUCUGCCUGCUCCUGGAAUGCCCUGUUUGGGGGGCUUUCAGUGGGCUACCUCUGGCGGAAGUCCUCCUGGCUGUAUGUUUGGUAAGAUGAACGGGGAGGUGUGACACUGCUGUGAUUUUGUGGCAAAGACCGGCAGCGCUGUUUUGGGCUGGGCAGAGGGAGCCCUCUGCUUCAUCUUGUACAACGCCCCCCCCCCCCAGCAUGCUAGAUAGGGUUUUUAGAUUGCAGUCCUUAUCCCAGUAUAUCGCUUCUUUCUGUUAGGACAUUUGUCAGUUACCCAGUACAGUGGUACCUCGGGAUAAGAACUUAAUUCGUUCCGGAGGUCCAUUCUUAACCUGAAACUGUUCUUAACCUGAAGCACCACUUUAGCUAAUGGGGCCUCCUGCUGCUGCCGUGCCACUGGAGCACGAUUUCUGUUCUCAUCCUGAAGCAAAGUUCUUAACCCGAGGUACUAUUUCUGGGUUAGCGGAGUCUGUAACCUGAAGCGUAUGUAACCCGAAGUACCACUGUACUGUGAUAAAGCCUAUGCAUAGUCUGCUGUGUUGUACCAGAAUUCAUGAGCUGUUGUCCCUAAGUCCUUUCAAGAAUUCAUUUUCUGCAGUUAAAUUACUGCCGUUAUUUCAGUGCAUAGCCCACCCUGCUGUUGGUGUCAAGAUGGCAGGAGAUGUACCUGGAAGUCUUGGGUGCUGUAUGUUCCCAUGUUGUUCAGAUCUGGUAACAUACGUUUCCCUGAAAACUUAAUCGGAUGCCACUGGUUAAAGUCUCCGAAUGCCACGCUUCAUGGCUCACACCCAUACUUGAUGGCUGGGUAAAAUUAUUCGAUAGAGUGUAUAUUUUAAGCUUUCCCUUUUUUCGAACAAAUCUUCUUGAUUAAUAAAUUUAGUGCAGUUGUUAUGAAAUUGCAAACUUCAUUUCCUACAGAAGUCGGUUGAGGGAGCUCAAAUUGGCAGGGGUAUCUAACAAAAGCAAAACCAAAAAUUUGAUGGCAUCUGGAGACUAAAUUCUGUAGGUGAUGGCCUACUUUGCCAAAUGCUGAGUUGCAGCUGGGAAAAGUAUAAGGCAGUAAAGUCUGUAGAAAGCUGACCAAGAAGAUGAGUUAUGGGGUGAGCUCAGGAGAACGCCAUACCAGCUUCUUUCAGCUUUCUCUAGGUCCUGCCUGGAGUUAUGUCAUGAGGCCCAAAUAGUUUACCUUGCAUUGUAAAAUUUGCUAAACUUUCUAACAUAAUUGGAUUAUGGACCAAAUAUUCUUUUACAUAAUUUAAGCUGAAAACAGAAUUGUUCUUUUCUGUUCAGUAUUUUGUUAACCAUUCUUUGAUUGGCAUGCUACUUUCGGACUCUAAAAUAUGCCUCUUUUACAGCUGAAGAUACUGCAGCCCAGACAACUGAAGAAGAAGAAAAACUUAGUAACGCUUCCAGUCAGUAUCAUGAAAAUUACUUUCAGCCAUGUAGUCUUACAGGUAUGCAACAUGUUAAAAUGCUGUGUUUGGGAAUUUUGUUAUGUAAAUUAAGGGAGCAGAUGAAAGGGAAGGGGGGCAGUAUGAGGAAAAAAACCUCUUGGUUCUAAACCAAUUAAUAUCUUCCAGAACCUCCCACAGAAGAUCAUCUCUUGCAGAACACGUUAUGGCCUGAAACACAAAAGUUGUAAGUUGCUUUGUUUAUCAGAUGAGAAAUAAACUGAAAAAAUAUGGGAAAAGGUUUUAACUCAUUUGUUUAAAGUCAACUUCCCAUGAGUUGUCCUCAUUUCCUCAUUAAACUUGGAGUUGUUCUGGGCUAAAUGUGGGCCAAAUGAAUGAAUGGCAUUUAUUAAAAACCACAAUCCUAUUCUUUAUUGAGGUAGCUCAGAAUAGCAUGCAAAAUCAUCUUUCAUCUUAUUCCCACAACAGCCUUGAAUGGGUGGGGAUUGAACCUGGGUCUUUAGCCAGGUUUGAAGAUACUUAGUAAGAACGUUUAGCAUCUAAUGUAUAUGUUAUGUAUGUAUUUGAUUUUAUGUCCUAUCCCAUCCAAAAGGCUUGGGGCAAGUUACAGUAUGCGAAUUACUCUGCCCUAUCAAUUAGCUGCUUGACAGUCAAUUUGAAUUUAAAAAAGGCCGGAUGAUGCUUCUGGAAGACCUACUGGCCUAGGCUUUGGCAAGUUUUUGUUGAAUUCUUUGCAACCUUUUCAAAACCCCAUAAGCAGCUGUUGUUGUUAUUUAGUAGUAGUAGUAGUAGUAGUAGUAGUAGUAGUAGUAAAGAUAAGGUAAAGGGACCCCUGACCAUUAGGUCCAGUCGUGGCCAACUCUGGGGUUGCGUCGCUCAUCUCUCUUUACUGGCCGAGGGAGCCAGCGUACAGCUUCCGAGUCUUGUGGCUAGCAUGACUAAGCCGCUUUUGGUGAACCAGAGCAGCGCACGGAAACGCCGUUUAGCUUCCAACCAGAGUGGUACCUAUUUAUCUACUUGAAGUUUGACGUUCUUUCGAACUGCUAGGUUGGCAGGAGCAGGGACCGAGCAAUGGGAGCUCACGCCGUUGCAGGGAUUCGAACCGCCGACCUUCUGAUCGGCAAGUCCUAGGCUCUGUGGUUUAACCCACAGCGCCACCCACGUCCCUAGUAGUAGUAGUAGUGAUUUUUUUUAUUAUGCUUCUGUUAUUAAUAUAAUCUGGGCAAUGGGAACGGAGACUGAGAGAGAGUGGCUUCCUGAAGGGUGUAGGUUCCUAACUAAUAAGAGUUAGUGGCUGAGAUAAGACUUGAACCUGUGACCUUCUGGCUUACUAAUGGCAUUUUAGCUGCUAUACUAUAUCACUUGGUAAACAUGGAGCAGUAGCUUUACUGAUCCUGAGUAUAGCUCCCUCCUGAAACAGAGAAACAAACAAUAGACGAAUGAGUGGCUGCUCUCCUUAAACAAGUGCUUUUAGGAGCUAGAGGGCAACCCAGAGGCAACUCUGUGUUCAGUGAAGGAGUUGCUGAGUUGCAUCAAAUAUGUGUGCAUUUGAGCAGAGGUCAGGAGAUAGAUUUUUGCCUUUAGAUUCAGCGAGGUCUGCUGUCCUGGAACAAUUCCCAGGGAGGCUGUUUUCCCCUCUGUUUUUCUUUUCUCGCUGCAGUUGCCUUAAAGGCGCUUUAAAUUGUGGCAGCUCUCUUUGCAAAGUGUGCCAGUUUUUCACAGUCUCUCAUUCUUGGCAGGCUGGAGGUGGCAGAGGUACCAUGAUUCCAAGCAAUUUGGCUUUCUGCUGAAUCUGAGCAGGGAAUCCUGGAAAUAUUCUCAGGGCCGGGAGGGAAAUCCUUGCAUGGUUUGCCAAGACCAUUUGCCAGAGCCCUGUCCACAGGCCUGCACGCCUUGUGACCCACUAAGCAGAAUGCAGCCCGUAGGCCAUGUAUUGCCAGCUGCCGGAUGUAGUUUUUGUAGCCACAAGCGAACAGCAAAAACAAAGCAAUUUGAAAUCAGCAGUAUGACCAGCUUUACAUGGAUGGGUUUUAGAGUUUUAUAAAACUCUCCCUCUGGCUCAGUGUUAGGGGCAGCGGCAGGGGGAAGAAGCUUGUUGCAUGUUUUUGGUGGAGGGAAGGUAGUAGCUCAGUCUGCUUCUUAGAACGGUGUGAAGAGGUGUCAGUCAUUCACUCAACCAUAUGGCCUUCAGUGGAAGAUGUUGGGCCAAGCCAAAAACCCGGUUAUGUUGGAGGAUGGCAUUUUCCCUCUGGACGUGAAGCACAGGGUCUUGAAAGCUUCGCCUCUUCUGGGGAGGAGUAGUAGUCCUACCCUCCAAAUCUUCCCUGCCUCCUGAUGGGGUAAAGGUAAAGGUACCCCUGACCGUUAAGUCCAGUCGCGGACGACUCUGGGGUUGCGGCACUCAUCUCGCUUUACUGGCCGAGGGAGCCGACAUUUGUCUGCAGACAGUUUUUCCGGGUCAUGUGGUCAGCAUGACUAAGCCGCUUCUGGCGAAACCAGAGCAGCGCACAGAAACGCCGUUUACCUUCCCACUGGAGCGGUACCUAUUUAUCUUCUUGCACUUUGAUGUGCUUUCGAACUGCUAGGUGGGCAGGAGCAGGAAUCGAACAACGGGAGCUCACCUUGUCGCGGGGAUUCGAACUGCCAACCUUCUGAUCAGCAAGCCCUAGGCUCUGUGGUUUAGACCACAGCGCCACCCACAUCCCCAUGAUGGAUUAGGUUCAGUCUUUUGUUCCUUAGGAGAAAAGGCUUCCAGUGCGGUACUUUUAACUGCUCUACAGUUAAAAAGAGGAAUAAAAACAAUUCCUCUUGUGUUAUCCACUCUGUUGUCCACCCUGUUUAACUCCCCACCAUUUUCUGGGACAGUUGGCUGGGAUUUGGAGGGUCCUCAUUCACUCUUGUUUCUCCCUGGGGUGGGCAGAUUGGCAUGGGGAACUACAUUUUGACAGUUCCUCUAUUUUAUGAACUCAGUGUUCACUACUUCUUUUCCGUUUGUAAUGAGAGAGAGUUAUUUAUUUUUGGUUGUGGGUGUAGAUGGGAUGUGUCGCUCUGCUCAAGAUCCUGAGGACGUCAUCCUAUCUAGAGACUGUCCUCGCAACACAAUCAGUAAAUAGAAAUUCACAGUAAGAACCAAUUUCCUUUCUCUCUCUAAGCCUAACUAGGGUGGUUGUUACUGCACCUCACCCUUGCCUGCAAAUUCUUUUGUUGAAGGUCAGUAUAAUAGGUAACCAAUAACCAAGUAACCGAAAACACUUAGUAAAUAAAUAACUUUUAAAGGCACAUAAGUGCUGUCAUUGUAUUUGGAGGAAAGGGAGCAGCAGGAUUUUUUUUUUAAGGGAAGUUCUUUUAAAUCUGUAGUAAUCUUAGUAGGUGAACUCUCAUAAACUCAGGAGAGAGACUCUUUGCUAGCUGGCUAAAGGUGCUCUGAGAGGACAAUUGUUACAUUCGGCUGCAAGCUCAUUAUUGAGAGAAUGGCAAGAGGAACAGGUAGCAGCACUGGUGAAUCCCCAGUGAAGUCGUCUGCUCACCAUAGGUUUUUCUUAAAGGAAAGAGAAUUAUUUCUCUAACCAAGGCUGUACUUUAGCAAAGAGCACACCAAACAGAUGUUUUGUUGGAUCAAGAUGCAGAUACCAUCCGUGUGUGUGUGUGUGUGUGUGUGUGUGUGUGUGUGUCUAGUCCGUUUAUAAGUCUGCCCCAUUUAAGAGCAGUGAUCCCAGUGUGAGUUACACUUAAAAACAACCAUAAAAUCAAUUAAAUACAAUAUAACAAAUAUCUGGAGUCUUAUUUCAUCUAAUGUUUGAUUCAUGUAACUUUGCAUCUGAUUAGAGAUAUGAAACAUCUUCAGUACUGAGAAAAUUGCUGAUUAUGUCUCACGAUCCAUUUGUCUGAUGUGUAAAUAGAAAAAUGUUAUUAUAAUAAUUAUGAGUGUGGAGGCAGCCUGAUCUACAGAUUAAUGCAUUGAACUUUAGACCCAAAUUUUCAAAUUCUGGCUUGUUUCUGGACUUGCUGCUUUGCCUUGGACAAUUCUUAUAUACCUCAUCAUCAAACUUGACUCGUGUUUGUGGAGGGACGUGUGUGUGUGUGUGUGUGUGUGUGUGUGCUUCUCCUCUCCAUCACACAAAUAACAUAAUUUAUAUAUAAUUAAGUUACAUUAAUUUAGAAAAAAUAUAUAACAAAAAAUGGUAGGGAUCAUCUGGCCCAUGAGGCUGUUCCCCACAAACUUUCACACCUGAGCACAUAUGGGAUGGCAGGUAUAGCUCAAGUAUGGCUGUAGCUAUUAAGUGAGCUCCCAAUUGUUGUUGUUGUUGUUGUUGUUUUGGCAAGUGGAGUUCCCUGUAAGAAAAGCAAAUGCUCUGUUUGCAGGAAAUGGUUUGUAUCCAAAUGUUUCCUACAAAUGAACUUAGAGAGGGAACUCCAUGGAACCUCUCAAUAGGUGCUGGAAGUGCCUUCAAGGUCACUGUAACUUCCGAUUAGCUGAUUGGAGGUUACAGCAAGCCCCUUUGGCAAUCACCUGUUGUUGUUGUUGAAUUAUUGAAUUUAUAUACCACCCUAUACCCAGGGGUCUCAGGGCAGUUCACAGAAUAAAAUCAAUAUAUAAAACCACGAAAUACCUAAUAAAAAUAUAAACAACAACCCAACCCCCCCACUCAGUUUUUUAAAAAAGGGCAUAGGAUGUAAAUUGGAUCAACCAAAGGCCUGGUUAAAAAGGAACAUUUUUGUCUGGCACCUAAAGGUGUAUAUUGAAGGCACCAGGCGAACUUUCCUGGGGAGAGCAUUCCACAGACAGGGAGCCACUGCAGAGAAGGCCCGUUCUCGUGUUGCCACUCUCCGAACCUCUCGAGGAGGAGACACAUGAAGGAGGGCCUCAGAAGAUGAUUUCAGGGUCUGGGUAGGUUCAUAUGGAAAGAAGCGGUCCUUGAGGUAUUGUGGCCCUUUUAUGAAGUUGGGUGGAUGUCAUGUAGCGGUCCCUCCCACCUGUCAAAGUUGGCCCAUGGCAUGGGGAAAUGAAAGGAUCAGGCCUACCAAGCUGGAACUGGUUCUCCCCAUCUGGUGCGAAGUUAAAAUGCUAGUCUGUGCUAACCAUGAUUAAGAAUUCAUACCAUAGUACAACAACAAACUGUGAUCCAAGAUCUGCUUGCCUACUUUCGUUUCCCAUCUGCUCUUUUUAUAAGUUCAGAACUAUUGCCAUAGUAUAGCAGAUCUUUGAGGUGGAUCAAUUGCCCAGACCGUGGCUUGUGAGGUCCUACGAAACAGCAAGCAGCUGUUUCCAAAUGUUACGUUUUACAAACCAGCUUCAAACUGUGGUUUAUUGGCCCUAAACAAACCACAGUUUGGGUACAGACAUUAAAGCAAGUUUUGAUUUAGCUAAACAAUGCAUGGCUUUGCUUUAUAUCAGAACCCAGUCUAGGUUCAAAUGUUCAAAGGCAUGCAAAAAGGAUCACCGGCCCAAUGAAGAGUAUGAUUUAGGCCGUGGCAUUUCCUAUUAAUAAGAUGAAGUUCCUCAAACCUACUAGGGAAGACUUUUUCCAAGACUGAGUUCUACAGCAUCUUUUUUUUUUUUUUUUUUUGUAGAAAGCAAUGUAUUUUGACAGGAGAUAAAGAAAAUAUUGUCGGUUCCCAAUUGUAUUUGUGCAGUAUUAAUCUUGAAAGAAGCAAUGUGAAAUAAUAGAAAAUGUAGGUUUAAUGUUGCCAUAGCAGCAAGAAAAACAGGAACCGGCUUGCUAAAAAUAGACCAUUUGGCAGUUGCAUUUCUGUGUGAAAUACUGUCACCUCAGCUUUAGAUUUCAGAAUAAAUUUUUAACUUUGAUAAAUAUUUAAGGAGAUAAUUGUGCAUAGGAGUCUACUGAAGUGUUCCAUUGCAAAGAUUACAUUUUAUAGUUCAAUAAUAGUACGGUUGAACUUUAAAAUAAUUACAGGAAUAAUCAGGCAACAUACUAAAACUUGCAGUGUCUAGCUUCAUGCAAAAUGCGUUUGCUUUUUUACCUCACAUUUGUUGGGCUGGUCUUCCUACAGGGUGAAUAAAGGUGAUAACUCAAGGUUUUGCAGACCAUUCUGCUGUGGGAUCUUCAUAGACCCCGUGUGGUUGCUGAGGCCUCUUCAAGUGACCUGCCACUAAUAGCUGAUUUAUAAAGAAAUGAUUAGGGAAUAAUAAUAAUAAUUUAUUAUUUAUACCCUGCCCAUCUGGCUGGGUUUCCCCAGCGACUCUGGUCGGCUCCCAGCCGAAUAUUAAAAACACAAAGCAGCAUUAAACAUUAAAAACUUCCCUAAACAGGGCUGCCUUCAGGUGUCUUUUAAAAGUAAAAUAGUUGCUUAUUGCCAUGACUUCUGCUGGGAGGGUGUUCCACAGGGCAGGCAACACUACUGAGAAGGCCCUCUACUGUUCUAUGAUGCUAAGUCAAGUCUGCCAGUUCUCCGCUUGGUGCUUACCUGCCCCUCGCCCCUCCGUCUUCUCCAGCCGACCAUUUUCUGACCCAUAUGGCUUCUUAGUUGAACGUCACAUUUGUGCUCCUUCCAAGGCCAAAUAAGAGAUCAAUUGGCAGCAGCAUCUCCUGCAUAGGAGCUCCAGGAACCUGCUUUCUGCCAAGUCAGGUUGUUGGUCAGUGUUGGUGCUGACCUUUAAAACCCUAAACGGCCUCGGUCCAGUAUACCUGAAGGAGCGUCUCCACCUCCAUCGUUCUGCCCGGACGCUGAGGUCCAGCGCCGAGGGCCUUUUGGCGGUUCCCUCGCUGCGAAAAGCUAAGUUACAGGGAACCAGGCAGAGGGCCUUCUCGGUAGUGGCACCCGUCCUGUGGAAUACCCUCCCACCAGAUGUCAAAGAGAAAAAUAACUACCAGACUUUUAGAAGACAUCUGAAGGCAGCCCUGUUUAGGGAAGCUUUUAAUGUUUAAUAGGUUAUUAUAUUUUAGUGUUUUGUUGGAAGCCGCCCAGAGUGGCUGGGGGGACCCAGCCAGAUAGGCGGGGUAUAAAUAAUAAAUAAUAAUAAUAAUAAUAAUAAUAAUAAUUGGUCCAUCGAAUUCAGUAUUGUCUACACUGCUUGGCAGCAGCUCUCCAGGGUGUCAGGAAGGGAGUCUGUCGCAGGAGAUGUUGCUGCCGAUUGAACUCGCGGUCGUCAGCAUGCAAAGCACUCCACCCUUGCUUCCUAAUCAUCUGGACAUCCUUACAUGUAGAAAAGGAAGGCGACCCUCUCGCAAGGGCUUUUCCUUCCAGCUGGAUGAUGAAGGCACAACUUGGCUUUGCAACCGCACAGGAAGGAGAGAGGAAGAACGGAGAGGCUGCAAGGUGUGUGUGUGUGCCCAGAAUAUGUUUUGGGACACUCUGAAUCAAACACACACACAUUUAGGAGAGCCUUCGCUUUGAGAUCGCAUUGAAUCUUAUCUAGCUCAAUGUUUGGGUGCAAGACAGCAGAGCUUUGAUACCUCCAAACCAGUAAUAGCCAAGUUAUAUGGAAAUGAAUAGGAACUGGGGUGUGUGUCUUCUUCUUUUCUUUGGUGAUCACUCGUAGCCAAGUAAGAUUGUCUUCCAUAAACACGGUUUUAACAAUGAGUCCCUAAGUGACUGUGGAGGCCAAUUCUGAAUCCACACGUCCUUCCACAGUGGAGACAUUGGCUUCUGGGCGGGAGUUGAUCACGGUGUGGAUUUGCCAAGUGUGCCUUCCUCUUAGCACAUUUCUCCCUUGCAUCCUGAGUUUGAGUGUCUUCAAAGCCCAUGACACCUUUGGUAAAGGCUGUUCUCCAAUUGGAGCGCUCGCAGGCCAGUGGGGUGUGUGUAUACUGCAACAAACUGUAGCCCACCAGUUUGCCUUUUUACUACCUUGGGGUCUUUGUCAUUUUAGGUAUGGACACGGCUAUGAAGUUUUUUGUGUUGCCUGCAAUAAUGCAAAAACUGUGAUCGCCUCGGCAUGUAAGGUAAGAAGAAGAAAAAAGCGGCUCUGAAAUUUCGAUCACAGUGAUCUGGGUGGCCUGAGUCACAUGAAAGAAUCCUGCCGGAUCAGACCAGAGGCCCACCAGCUAGUCUCACAAACCUGUGGCAGCAACUGGUGCUGACCGAAAGCUGCUUUGGGAGAGUGACUUCAUUGCGUGGAACUGUUCCUCUUUUUUUAAAAAAAUGAAGACAUGUAUCUUAAAUACAUCAGAUGCAUAUUAUUAAAAUUAAUGUGUGGAGAGACUCCACAGCUGCAAAUGAGUGGAUGAUUCCUCAUAUAGGCUGUUUGUUGUACAUGGGGCAUGCUGAUUAAUCAGCAAAAUCAAAAUAGGUUUUUCGAAGGACGGGGCAGACCUGGCCAUUUUAUUGUAGAAGGGAGUCCUGGGCCAACAUAUGCCGAACAUGAGCUUCUGGAAGCCAAGGACUGUAAGAAAUACAAUCAGUUCUUGCAUUGUAAUAGUAGCGGAGUCAGCCACUUGUGGUGGUGGUCAUUUUUUGAGAGUCGUUAAGGGAAGCUUUUCUGAAACACCUGCUUUGUUAUGAGGAAUUGCCCUAAUCAACCAAAUAAGUAUUUCUGGCAUUUCCGUAAUGCAAGCAAAAAGAGAGAAUCAAGUGAAGUAAAGAUUCCUGCCGAAGGACAGUUUGCAAAGUAAAUAUUUAUUCAUCCGAAAAACAUGGGUUCAGACUCACUAUUUCCCCCAGCGCUUUUUGCUACUACAUCAAGCUGGCUUUAUUUAGGAAUCUUUUUGGCCACCCUUCAUUGGCAGGCAGUCCCAGGGUGCGACAUGAUAAGACCAUUUAAAAACAUUAAAGCAAUUUAAACGGUAAUACAAAAGAAGAGUAGAUAAAUAACACCAACUGGAGCAACAAUAAAACCACUGCAAUAAUGACAUCAAGCAUCUUAAACACAAUCUUACCUGGCAAAUGUCUCUGUAAAUUGUUUAUCUGCCCUUAUGGUUUUUCAAAGCUGCUUUUGUUCAUUCUCAGUAUUUAUUCUCUCUCCUCCACCACCUCCCCCCCCUCUUUCGCAGGCUUCUAAAAAAGAACAUGCAGCCAUUAUUUUGUGGAGCACCACAACGUGGAAGCAGAUACAGAGCUUACCUUUCCACAACCUGACAGUGACACAGAUUUCCUUCUCCCCCAACGAUAAAUUCUUGUUAGCAGUUUCAAGAGACAGGCAGUGGUCACUUUGGAAGUGUAAUGACAUCAGUUCAAUGCAACCAGGUAAGCUAGCUAACAGUUGGUGUCACUGGUUGAAAACUAACAUUUCAGCUUUUUAAGGUGUGUUACGAAUGAACACACAGAUAUCCAUUUUGCGACUCUAUUUUGGUUUCUUCUUAAACUUCAUCUCCUUUUGCAAACUUAUUCUUCAUAGUUUGAUUUACAAAUCUGGCCUUCAUCAUACGGUUUCCAGGGGAGAGAACACUUGGGCCGCAGAAACUUUCAAGCUGCUGAUUCAUGGCAAGCCAUUAACCAAAUGAGGGUGGUGGAAGCUGUCUUGUUUGCUUCUUCCUGUUGGCCGUGGGUGUUUAUUGUGGAAAAGGAACUUUUGGACAAGUGUACAGUAUGUUAGUUUAUGCCCUACUCUGAUGAAAUGGCAAAAUAGUUUCCCUGCUCCUGACCAUUAUGGACUGAGCUGUGCUCAGGAAGCUGAGCAGUUGUAAAAGCUAUAGCAACCUGUCUUCUUUUUUUAGUAGCAACUCUCUUGAUAAAAUGUUGUCGGACAUUUCUCCUGUAAAUACAUGGUCCAGUAACAUUUGACUGCUGAAUCUUUGUAUCCUGUAUGUAAAGGAGUGGCAUUCCAGGAGAGUUAACACUGAAUGUUAAAGAGAACUUGUAAAUGUGCUGGAAGAAGUGGAUGUUAUGUAUUCUGUUCUACUGAACCAUCCAAAUAUGAGUAUUCCUGUUCCUGUUCUUGUGGGAUUUGGAAACGAUUGCCAAUUCUUUAACUGGUUUGUAGAUUGUGUGUGUUUGGUGAAGUCAAAUCUUCCCUAAAGAAGGCUAUUUGAAUGCAGUAGAUCAGUUUUUCAGCUGGUGGAUGCUGGUAGACACGCCCCCACCCGCAAACUCGCUAGCAGUGAUGCCACUGUAGUUGCCCAAGCAGCUUGGCUUGGGAAGGUCUCAUUUCCUUGACUGAGCAAUCUUAGUAGAUGAUCUUUCAGUGCAAACUGAGUUGCCCCAGAAGCUUCUGCAGUUAUGCAGAGGGCUGCCUUGAAUGUUCAGAACACCAGGAAGUAGGAAUGGGGUGUGUGUCUGGAUGCAGUUUGUGAGCCAUCAGUUGGCCAUCUGUACUAUAGAUUACUGUUCCCUCCUUUUAAACUUUUACCCCACCAUUUUCUGGGGCAAUGUCUGCCUGCAGAAAUAAAUCACAACGCUCUUCUGUUUCAUAAUUUGUCAUUCCAGACCCAGCUUUCAGCCUUUUUGCUUACACAAAUCAAAGCACGGCUGUGCACACUCGCAUCAUUUGGUCCUGCGACUGGACCCCCGAUAGCAAGUAUUUCAUUACAGGAAGCAGAGACAAAAAGGUAAGUGCGUAAUCAGUUGCUCCUUACCCAGCUUCACAGAGCUAAUUCACACAAAUCAAUAUUUAUUUAUUAAAAGCAUUUAUACCCCACCCUCUUCCUUAAAAAGGGUGUCCAAGGCAGUGUUCCAUCCGUGUAAUCAUUUAAAAAGUACAAAAACGUUUAAAGAAAACCAAUACUUCACUCCUAUUUGGGGCAAGAACCAAAGGAGCAUGUUCUUGUAUGUUUAUGCGGAAUGUGUCAUUAAAAUUAAUAUGCCUUUAAAAAUCCAUCCUUCAGUAAAUUUGUUUGGCAUUGAACUUGACUACAGUGGUGCCUCGCAAGACGAAAUUAAUCCGUUCCGCGAGAGUCUUCGUCUAGCGGUUUUCUCGUCUUGCGAAGCAACCCUAUUAGCGGCUUAACGGAUUAGCGCUAUUAGCGGUUUAGCGGCUAUUAAAGGCUUAAAGGCUUAGCGGAUUAGCUGCUAAAAGGCUAUUAAAGGCUAUUAAAGGCUUAGCAGGUUAGAUAAAGGGGGGGGAAGCGAAAAAAAAUCUCAAGACUUGCAAGACAUUUUCGUCUUGCGAAGCAAGCCCAUAGGGAAAUUAGUCCUGCGAAGCAACUCAAAAACGGAAAACCCUUUCGUCUAGCGGGUUUUCCGUCUUGCGAGGCAUUCGUCUUGCGGGGCACCACUGUACCUAUUUUUUAUAUAUAGGCAUAAUCUUUUACUGAAAGUCCUAAUUCAAUGCAGGUGGAAGAUGUUUGGUGUAUUAGAAAGCAGAGGAGGAAUUUUGCACAAAAUAUUUACCCAGCUGCUGUUAAUUCUAACUUGCUCAUUGUUAGUAAGUAUAGGACUGAAGCAAGAUCUUGCAUGUUAGCUUAGAAAGGUAAUAGUUUUAUGCAGUAGGAAGUCUCUUAUUCUGCGUACUAUGAUGGGGCAAGAACCUGCUUAAGGCAUUUAUUUUGAAAAAGAUGAAGCCAGAAUUCAGGCAGUGUGUACUUCAAUCAAUCAAUCAAUCAAUCAAUAAAAUGUUGUAUACCUAAGCACUUCAAAUUAUGUGCUAAGUAAUUAGAAAUUUAUGCUAUCUGUGGAUUCUGCAAAUUGAAAAAUUAGCCUAAAUUACCUUAUUUCAAAUAAUUUAUUAUGAGAACAGGUGCGGUAGUGGUUAGAGUGUUGGACUGAGCCUAGGAAGAAAUCUGCACUGAAUCUCACUUGUUCACCUUGUGCCAGUCAUUCUCUCUUGACCUAACCCAUGUCACAGGGUUGUUGUGGGAAUAAAAUGGGGGGGGGGGGAGAAAAAGAGAUGAAAUUCUCUGGAAGCUGAAUUCUGUGCUCCAUAGCACAUAUUGUGGGUUUUCCAAGCUCCUACAGAAGUGUAGCCAUGCAUAGAGUCUCGCCCAGAUCCUAAGAACUUGGUAAUCAUUUUAGUUUCAUAUCUGUGCAUAUGGUGGUCUUCUGUGAUAAUUUAGUACAGUGCCAUCAGUAUAUAUAAAGCUUUCACAGUAUAAGUGACAGAAAAUCACUGUUCCUUGUUAUAAGGAGCUUAUAGUCUAAGGUUUGUCAGUGGAGAGGGAGCACAGAGGAAGAUCAGGGAUGAAAGAUGCAAGGAUAACAGAAGAUAAAUGUGAGCAACUGUAGUUCUACAUACUCUGAUUUCAUGGUAGUUGGGAAUGAAAAGUGAGUGGUGGUUGUCUAUAAUCAAAUUUUUAAUGUGCAAAAUGUAUUUUUUUUAUGGUAACGACUCUGUUUCUUAUGCCUCUUCACGUAUUGUUAGGUUCUGUUUUGCAGUCCUGGCUUAGAGUGGCUUUUGCCUUGCUGCUAACAAAGUGAACAAGAGCUUUAGAUCUUGCCUUAUUUAUGUACCACUGGCUAUAAUAAGCUAUUUUGUAAAUUCCCACCUUCACAUGGGGAAAAAAACCUUCCAUCGCCUUCGUUGUUAUCCUUUCUUAAGCCCCCAUACAGGUUAUUUUCUAUUUUUUUGCAAUAUCCUUUCUUUGCUGGUGGCGAGCAGCCCAGCAAAUAAGGUUUUCCAGAUAAUCCUUAUCAGUUAAUCCAUGUUUUUUGUACAGCAGUAGAACUUACUAUGUGUUUGUACACUGUUUGCUAACCAGCAGUGGCUUUCCCAGAGCCUAAGCCUCUGCUGUAAAACUAAUUUCCAUAAAGUGCCUUGGAUUAUUAUUUUUAAUCACCCCUGUAAACAUUUCAGAAUUGCUGUGAGCAAAGUUGGGAGUGCCUUCUUCUUUCUCCUAACUUCAGAUUCCUCCAGAAGCUCCCACACGCUUCACUUUUCAGUAUGGCAAAAAAAGUCAACAUAUGAUUAUUGCUUACUGGACUGCUGCAACUUUAAGACAGUGAUCAGUUUUACAUUUGACCAGCACAAGCUCCGCCUUUGAACACUUCUGAAACUGCAGUAGCCAAUCUCUGAAGUCAUUGGACAAUUCCAAGGAUGGGCUUAGGCCUAGCAGGAAGAAGAGUGAAAUCACUUCUCCUGCACAGAGUCGUGUUCUGUGUGUAAAACACACACACACACAGAGAGAGAGAGAGAGAGAGAGAGAGAGAUUUGCCUUUAUGGUUAGUUUUAUUAUUUGUAUGGGUUUAUAUCCUUUUGUAUCCCUUGAACUCAGGGUGGCUAACAGUUUUUCAAUAGCAUAUGUAGGUCUGUAUUCUUUGGAGGGCUUGCAAACCUGGACCCCAGUCAAGAGAAGAGGUGGGGAGAAAAACAGGAUUUUCACGUACAGUGGUGCCUCGCAAGACGAAAUUAAUUUGUUCCGUGAGUUUUUUCGUCUUGCGGUUUUUUUCGUCUUGCGAAGCACGGUGUCGGGAAAGUUUUGGAAAAGCUUCAAAAAUCACCAAAGUCUUCAAAAACCUCAAAAAAGGCUACCACAUCCCGUGCUAUGAGUUGCUCCUCGAAGUCAAGUCACAACUGUAUUAACGGUUUUAAGAAAAAGGAAACAAACUUGCAAGACGUUUCCGUCUUGCGAAGCAAGCCCAUAGGGAAAAUCGUCUUGCGAAGCAACUCAAAAAACCAAAAACCCUUUCGUUUUGCGAGUUUUCCGUCUUGCGAGGCAUUCGUCUUGCGAGGUACCACUGUACUAAAUUCAUCCCCAAACAUUUUCCAUGCAUGGAGAACAGUUAGUUUCUCGCAGCAUUGGGAAGAAGCACUACAGGGGUGGAAACUCCCACCUGAUCCAAGUGUGUAGUCCUCACUGUCUCAUUGGCUGAUACUCUGCUACUUGCACUUGAAAUAGGUUGUUAUUUGGGGCGAAUGUUGUUCAGCAGAGGAGAAUAAAGAAAACGACCCUGGUGAGAUCCAGCCUUGUUCGCCAGUCCUGGAUGUUGGGGACUCUGUCACGGCCCUUAGUGCUAGUUAUCUGCUUGCUCCUGAUGGGAGGUAUGUUGCCCUUGAGUCCUUGAAGAAGAAGCCAUGUGCUCAGAAGCCGAACGUUCGUGGCAAUUGAUUCCCUGAAACAGAGCCACUACUAGUGGCUUUAGUGGCCUGUGUUUAAUUUGCCUUGUCGUAUUUCUAACUCUUAUUCAGACAGUCACUGGUUCUACCUGCCUCUACCCCUUCUAGGUGUUGCUCUACAUAGGAUGUACGUUGUAAUAUCCACAGGCUCGAUUAACAAGUCUUAAAAUGGGGGAAGGCUUAAAAAUUGCUUGUAUGUGGCACUGUGGGUUAAACCACAGAGCCUUAGGACUUGCUGAUCAGAAGGUCGGCGGUUCGAAUCCCCACGACGGGGUGAGCUCCCGUUGCUUGGUCCCUGCUCCUGCCAACCUAGCAGUUCGAAAACACGUUAAAGUGCAAGUAGAUCAAUAGGUACCGCUCCGGCGGGAAGGUAAACGGCAUUUCCGUGUGCUGCUCUGGUUCACCAGAAGCGGCUUAGUCACGCUGCCGGCUCCCUCGGCCAGUAAAGCGAGAUGAGCGCUGCAACCCCAGAGUCGGCCACGACUGGACCUAAUGGUCAGGGGUCCCUUUACCUUUAUGUGCAGUUUAGAUGUGAUGUCCAAUAUGUGGUGGUUGAGCUGGGAUUAUCAGCUUUCAGAGAGUUGGAAGGAAUCCUGAGGGUCGUCUAGCCCAACCGCCUGCAAUUCAGGAAUCACAGCUAAAGCAUCCCUGACAGAUGGCCAUCCAAGCUGUGCUUAAAAACCUCCGAGGAAGGAGAGUCCACAGUCUACUGAGGGAGACCAUUCCGUUGUGGAACCGCUCUUCCUGCCAGAAAGUUCUUCCUGAUGUUUAGUCAGAAUCUCCUUUCUUGUAACUUGAAGCCAGUGGUUCGGGCCUUACGCUCUGGAGCAGGAGAAAACAAGCUUGCUGAUUGGGUAAUGAGCUUUAAUUACUGACAGAACUGUCCUUUUUCUAUAGCUAUAUUGUUGCAAUAGGCACAGAAAGUGGGAAGAUUCACUUGUAUAAAUGGAAACCAAGCGACAAGAGGCUGCCUCUUUCGGACUGGACCAAAUGUGCUGAAACAGACAACAGGUAACCCUAUCCCAAACCUCUUGUGGUCUCAAAGCAAGUAUACAGAAAGCCACUAUUUCACAGAUGCCUUAGCAUUUGGCUGUGUGAGGGUUCUUGCAUUGGUUCUGUGAGGCCCCUUUGGCACCUGUUAUAAUGAUGCCUUAAGGGACCUGCAUUUGUAGAAACCCUUAUUUAUAGAGCUGUUGCAGCAUAGCUGCUAGAAAUGUGAGCUGGGAAUUCUCUGCUUCAGAUUUGCCCCCAGCCAGUAGCUGAAUUUUAAUUGUGGUGAGCCAUGAUAUCGUAGCAGCAAGAUGUGCACUGGAGGGGAUGCAGGAGCAAGGUGAAAAUGUUGUGGAUGCUUGUGUCAGUGUAUGGUUGCUGUGGUCCUUUCUCUGCUUCUUUUUCAAGAACUGCUUAAUUUCAGAAAGUGUUGCACAAGAGCUCUUCCAGACCCUGUUGCUCUGGGGAGUGCCAGUAAAUGAGUCAAACCAUUUCUGUUGUUCCUAAACUUGUUCUGAUUUGAUUCUGGUUCAGCUCAGUAAAGGUUUGUUAGCAGCUUCAGAUGAAUGUCAUAUAAUACUGAAUUCUCUGUGUGAUAAGGCUAAAGGUCUCUGCGAUAUUUUUAUCAUUAUUAUCAAUACAUUCUGCCUUUCACUGCAGUUCCCAGGCAGCCAUCCCUCAAGCCCUGUGGCCAGAACCAGAGCUGCUUAGAUUCAGGCCAUACGCUGACCAUACACUAUCACAAUGGUCUUGCUCACUGUGUUACAUAUGCAAUUCCCAGUCCAUGCUUUUCGACUCAUAGCUGAUCCCAGAGAUCAGCUUCCCCUGUACAUCCUUGCACUCGGUUCAUUUUCCUGUAGUGAGAGGGAAGACAGUACAGCACAGGUGGAAUUCUUCUGUGUAGUGCAUGAAAAAAAUAUCCUUCCCUCCUUCUUUCACUGCACUGUUAUCAUCAAGGGCGGUUGCAGAAUUAUAGCAGCAAAUGUCCUCUGUUCUGCCUAUUUCGUUUCUCAGCCCUGGAAGAGGGCAGAGUGUUAGCAAUACUUGGCCUUUAUAUAGUACUUUCAGAGCACUGCACAUUACAUUAUCUGGUUGUAAUCCUUUCAGUAACCUUGUAAAAUGGGUCAUCUUUCUGACAAUAUUACAGUUUGAGUGGUAGGAGGCUAGUAGCUGUGAACCAAGGACUCCCUGAUUUGUAGCCCCAGUCUCUUACUGUAGCUCUUAUAUUAGAAGCUUUAGCCCAUAUAUAGAAUUCAGUUGCCAUUCUUGUUGUGCAUGUAUCCCCAUAUCACACCUUUUAAAAAAUUAUACCCAUAUUUGGAACUAGCAACCUGAAUUUCAAUUCAGAUACAACUAAGCCUCAGAUAAAAGAUGGAACCAAACUCAGUUUAGCUCUGGAAUCAGUUACUACAAUUGUUUGCAGCUAUAUGCAUACUGGGUUAAGCCUUUCCAAAUCAGAUGCAAAUAACUUGAUGUGCUUGCGUGUGCAAGCUGAACUUUAAAGACCUCAAUGGGACAUUUAGAAAUGCAUAUAGGGUGAAUUUUUAAAAGCUUGGAGGGAGGAAUAUAUAGUUGGAGUCAGUUUUAUUUCUAUAAUACAUGUUCUGCCACAUUUGUGCUCAAAGCAAUUCACAGACAAUAAUUUUUUAAAAUAAAAUAAUGCAAUACUUAAUAAGAAUUAUAGUAUCACUACUGCAUGAACAAUGAAUAGAGGAGGCACAUCCAUGCUGAUUUCAAGUUCUGUGCCUUUUGGGAUCUGGCUUGUUAAGGCCCCAUGAGACCAUGAAUGUUUGAAUCUCUCACUAUGCCAUUAACUUUUCCAUUUAUCUAGAUUGGCCCAAAGGGCUUACUAAUGUACCAGCAGCAUCUGUUCGCCCUUCAGAUGGUUUGCCCGGCUCCACAUAACAUCUCUCACACAGUCCAGAGCCCUCUGGGACAUCUAUUGCCAGCACAGUAGCUAGAUAAGACUUUACACAGUUCUGUUGGCAUACCUUGACUUCUGUAUGUCUUGUUUGUUUCACCAGUCUUUACAUUUAUUAAGAGUUCAGUGUUGCAAAUUGUCAGCUGUAGCUACUUAAUUCUUGAACAAGUUUACCUGCUCUAGUGCCAACAGAAGGAGAUUGAAUUGGAGCUAAUAUUUGCUUUUAUUUGAGUUGUUUACUCUGCGGAAGAACAUGUCUAUAGUUCAAAAAGCAUUGGGAAACGUGAAUAUUAGUUGGGCAAUUAACAUUUUCCACACUUGCUUCUGAUUGCAGUUGUUUGCGCACCCGGAUUUUGCCUUUCGAUGCGGCGGCUAAUCAUAGUUCAGUGGUUAGGAUUGCCCCUACAAACUUAUGGGUCAAUUACAUCAUCCCGCCCUGAUUUUUGUUAAUAAUAUAAUUUGCUGAGAUAAGCAUAUUGGUAGCCUAUUGGUUGCCCAGAACUCAUAAUAUGAACCCAUGGUUUGUUUAUAAACUUUGGUUUGGAAGUAAGGCAUUAACGACAGGUUGCCAAUGUGGAUGUCAUGGUAAACUGUGAUUAGUGAAAACUAGAAGUGAAAAUUAAUUGGGGGGGGGGAUCCACACCCUAAAAGGGGGAGAAGGUAAUUUGUGAAACAAGGCUGGAGUGAGUGAGCACAUGGGACUAUCAACCCAUGGUUUGGCAACUUUUCCCUUGAGCUGCUGUACUCUCUGACACUUGCUUCUCUUUAAACUUUCUAAGUGAUGUGUUUUGUAACUUUUUGUUAAGAAGCUUGCAUGGCUAAUGGCAACGUUUGACCUGAAAUUACAGCGGAAAUAGGUGUAUUUCUGUUUGAAUAAUUUAUGGGAUGAAGCGGAGAAAUGCCACUUGAACUCAGAAUAGCUCCAGCAUCUUUAAUAUCUACAGGCAGUGACAAGUUUAGGUUUUUCCCCCCCCCCGAGCUGGCAGCGCUGAAAAGGAGUGCACUAAUUAGCUAAAUGCUGACGUUUGGAAUUGACAAAGUCCAGCUGAGUUUGACAUUUUGUGGUUGCGAGAGAUGAAUUGGGUUUCCUUCCCCCCUAAUAGCUUCUGUCUUUUUGCAGCCAAAGCCACACUCUUGUUGUCAAGCAGCUGUGUUGGAGAAAGUGCGUGGGCCGCUCUGGGCAAGGGACAGCAGAGAGCAGCAGGUGGCUGCAGCUGGCAAGCUGCGGGGCCGACUAUUCUGUCAAGAUAUUCAGCAUUAACAGAGACAGUCUUUAA
Molecule: messenger RNA, 42266 nt
Organism: Podarcis lilfordi (Lilford's wall lizard)
Lineage: Eukaryota; Metazoa; Chordata; Lepidosauria; Squamata; Lacertidae
Source: the annotation of a GenBank genome assembly